Carassius auratus (goldfish) is the source of this 2403-nucleotide messenger RNA. Its product is annotated as inosine-5'-monophosphate dehydrogenase 1a. The record is from RefSeq and is a predicted model, not a curated record. The coding region runs from base 510 to 2378 and encodes 622 amino acids. Gene Ontology annotation, molecular function: IMP dehydrogenase activity. Lineage: Eukaryota; Metazoa; Chordata; Actinopteri; Cypriniformes; Cyprinidae. Gene Ontology annotation, cellular component: cytoplasm. Gene Ontology annotation, biological process: GTP biosynthetic process. The transcript has 17 exons.
UGCCCAACACUGAUGCUCUAAAACAAGAACAUAAAUCAUCAUAGUAGUUAUACUCUCAAAGUCACUUUCACUUUGACGUCAGUGACCAAACUAAACUGGAUUAUGUCCUCAUCCCAUCAGGUCGAUCAGUAGGACUGCGAAAAAGACAUCCAACCAGAUCUUAGAAGCUUCUCAUUUUGGACAUUUGACAUUUGGGACUGUCAUUUGCUGAUUAAAAUCUCAACUUCAUCCACAGAUAACCUGCAUUGCACUCACACAACUCUACAGCUUUGCUCUGUGUAUUGGAAGAUGCUAAUAGCUUAUGCAAAUUGCAUACAAAUCUUACUGAGGACCUUCAUAUCCAGCUCUCAUUGAUUUUGUGUUCUUUUAUACUUUGUGGAAGAGUUUGAAUACGAAGUAGAACCUGGUGUAUGAACAAACAGCUGUGAUUGAGACAAUCAGGUGCUUUUUGGGGUUGGUUCGGCUCAAAUAGAGCCACAGUGGAGGACUACCCACUGGAUUUUGGUGAUAUGGAUGGGCAAGGGUAUGAACGCUAUGCAGAUGGGGACAGGGACAGCUACCAAAUUGAUUACAGGCGUAUUGUGGGGGACAUGGAUCCGGCCAGGCCACGGAUGUCUUUACGAGACUCAGAUCAUCACUUUCAUGGCCUGUUUACCCAUAAUACACUACACGGGCAUGGGCACGAGACGGCUGCCCAGCGCUACAGUGCCACCCGAAUACAGGCGGGAUAUGAACCAGAGAGCAUGGCUGAUUACCUUAUCAGCGGUGGAACUGGGUACGUUCCAGAGGAUGGACUCACUGCCCAGCAGCUCUUUGCAAUUGGUGAUGGUCUCACAUACAAUGAUUUCCUCAUACUGCCUGGCUUCAUUGACUUCACAUCCGAUGAAGUGGAUUUGACAUCUGCCCUGACCCGCAAGAUAACCCUGAAGACGCCACUUAUUUCCUCUCCCAUGGACACAGUCACAGAGUCCUCCAUGGCCGUCGCUAUGGCUCUCAUGGGCGGAAUAGGAAUCAUUCAUCACAACUGCACACCUGAGUUCCAGGCCAAUGAGGUCCGGAAAGUCAAGAAAUUUGAGCAGGGCUUCAUUACGGACCCUGUAGUGAUGAGUCCACGGCACACGGUUGGUGAUGUGUUUGAAGCAAAGGUACGGCACGGUUUCUCCGGCAUCCCAGUUACAGAAACCGGCAAGAUGGGCAGCAAGCUGGUGGGCAUCAUUACAUCACGAGACAUUGACUUCCUGUCAGAGAAAGAUUACAACAGACCACUGGAGGAGGCAAUGACAAAACGAGAAGAUUUAGUGGUUGCUCCAGCAGGUGUAACGUUAAAAGAGGCUAAUGACAUCUUACAGCGCAGUAAAAAAGGUAAACUGCCUAUAGUGAAUGACAGCGAUGAGCUUGUAACUAUAAUAGCUCGUACUGAUCUGAAGAAGAACAGAGACUAUCCACUGGCCUCCAAAGACUCUCACAAACAGCUGCUGUGUGGUGCUGCCAUCGGCACCCAAGAGGACGACAAGUAUCGGCUAGACCUGCUCAUGCAGGCAGGAGUGGACGUGGUAGUUCUGGACUCUUCUCAGGGGAACUCAGUGUUUCAGAUCAGUAUGAUCAACUACAUCAAACAGAAAUAUCCAGAUCUACAAGUGGUGGGAGGAAAUGUGGUGACUGCUGCUCAAGCAAAGAAUCUUAUAGAUGCUGGUGUUGAUGCUUUACGAGUGGGCAUGGGCUGUGGAUCCAUCUGCAUCACACAGGAGGUGAUGGCGUGUGGGAGACCGCAGGGCACAUCUGUGUAUAAGGUGGCUGAAUACGCCCGGCGUUUUGGGGUUCCGGUCAUUGCAGACGGUGGCAUCCAGACGGUUGGGCACGUUGUCAAAGCCCUUGCACUGGGAGCUUCCACAGUGAUGAUGGGGUCAUUGUUAGCAGCAACCACAGAAGCCCCCGGUGAGUAUUUUUUCUCAGAUGGCGUACGACUGAAAAAGUACCGUGGCAUGGGCUCUUUGGACGCCAUGGAGAAAAACAACAGCAGUCAGAAACGUUACUUUAGUGAAGGUGAUAAAGUGAAGGUGGCUCAGGGAGUCUCUGGCUCAGUUCAGGAUAAAGGCUCUAUACACAAAUUUGUUCCUUACCUCAUUGCUGGAAUUCAGCAUGGCUGCCAGGAUAUCGGUGCAAAGAGCUUGUCCAUUCUGCGAUCGAUGAUGUACUCUGGAGAGCUGAAGUUUGAGAAGAGGACGAUAUCUGCUCAGGUUGAGGGCGGAGUUCAUGGACUGCAUUCAUAUUCUUUUGUGCCAUUUAUGAGAAGCGGUUAUAUUGAGCCAGGCAGCAGAGGGCAUCUGAGAGCUGGACCCAAUGUCCCGUCACCAGCCAUCACUAAACACAGCAGCUGAAAGUGAUUUCUGCUAUCCUCAACCC